AUGAGUGUGCCGCAGUGGCUAUCUGACCCUAUGUCACUCAAAUCUCAUGAGAUCCUUGCUUGCAUCAAGGACAUUGUACUUCACAAGACGGGCCACAGGACGGUCUCACUAACCUGGUCGUCGACAGUACAAGACUCCUGUGCACACUUCUUCUCACCGUCAAACAUUCGACGAUAUCUUUGGCUGUACUGGACUUUGUGGCAUCCUAAUGUCAAUAUCAUGCAUAAGCCGACCUUUGAUCCUUUCUCAUCUAAGGCAUACCUCCUUGCCGCGAUGUGUUUGAUAGGAGCUUGCAUGUCACCAGACUCUGCAGAUUCAAGCCAGGCCAGGCUUUGGUUUAACUGCGUGGAAGAACUCGUUUUCAACAGCGAUGAUUUCUGUGACGAUGCACAGCCCCCAACUUGCCGCGAUACAGGUGAGGUCAAAUGGCGACAUGAGAAGCUAAGGGCACUUCAAGCCGCAUACAUGGUGCUGCUUUACCAGACCUGGGAAGGAACUGACUCGAGUAAACGUCGAGUUCGCAGGAUGCGCUUCAGCAUGGUGAUCGCAGCGAUCCGAGACGUUGGAAUACCCAACGCCAGGCAUCCGAAUUAUGCUGGCUUAAGCCUGGAAGAAUUCUCUUUCAGCCAGUUCGCGGCAAUGGAAGAGCUAAUUCGUGUUAUUCUAUGGGUAUUUCUGAUUGAUACGGCGUUUGUCAUUUUCAACAACCUCCCGCCCCGAAUGGUGAUAAAAGAGUUGAAAAUGAGCCCCGCUUGGCCUGAGGUAUGUUUCCAGGCGACGACACCAGAGGAAUGUCUGAAAGCUUUGCAAGUCGAGAGUACAAACCACCUGUUCCGUCGUGGCCAAACACCACAAUUCGGUACAGCUUUCGAGCUGCUUUACCAGAAUCCAAUAGACGAGACAACGACGACACUGCUUGCUGACCUCGGGCCUCUCAAUCUUUUUGCGAUGACAUCUACACUCCAUGCCCUAGUAUUCCAUCACCAAAGCACAUUCAGCUGCCAUGGAUCUCUAGACAGUAUCAAAACGGUCCUGGACAGCUGGAGCAGCGUGUGGCAGACGUACAUCCAGAAGUUCUCGGUUGAUCAACGCCACUCGCCCAUACCACUGGGGUCACAGGACCUUGAACCUGAGGAAAUGUGGAAGCGGGUCGGUUUCAUGCGCCAUGCCGAGGAAUACUGGCUGCUUGCGAAGCUCAUGGUUGACAAUCUUUCAUGCAGUGAGGAAUCCCCGGUUACCGAAAAGCACAUUGUUUCGGACCAUGGCAGAGUCUCUUUCGAUGCUACGGAAUGCCGAUCAGUCGAUCCAUUACUGAAUGAAUACGACGAAACGAGCAUGGAGCAGAUUAAUGCCUUGAUUUCCGACUUUCGAAAAAUCGGCCUUUGA
Messenger RNA from Exophiala aquamarina CBS 119918, 1386 nucleotides. RefSeq lists its product as uncharacterized. The coding region runs from base 1 to 1386 and encodes 461 amino acids. Gene Ontology annotation, cellular component: chromatin. Gene Ontology annotation, molecular function: zinc ion binding; RNA polymerase II cis-regulatory region sequence-specific DNA binding; DNA-binding transcription factor activity, RNA polymerase II-specific. Lineage: Eukaryota; Fungi; Ascomycota; Eurotiomycetes; Chaetothyriales; Herpotrichiellaceae. The transcript has a single exon. Gene Ontology annotation, biological process: regulation of transcription by RNA polymerase II; DNA-templated transcription. The record is from RefSeq and is a predicted model, not a curated record.